Messenger RNA from Fibroporia radiculosa, 3423 nucleotides. RefSeq lists its product as uncharacterized. NCBI's taxonomy places the organism in Eukaryota, Fungi, Basidiomycota, Agaricomycetes, Polyporales, Fibroporiaceae. Gene Ontology annotation, cellular component: nucleus. The transcript is spliced from 14 exons. The record is from RefSeq and is a predicted model, not a curated record. Gene Ontology annotation, biological process: nuclear-transcribed mRNA catabolic process. Bases 1 to 3423 code for a protein of 1140 amino acids. Gene Ontology annotation, molecular function: 5'-3' RNA exonuclease activity; RNA binding; zinc ion binding.
AUGGUGCGCCGUUCCAAUUUCUUCGGUGUACCGGCAUUAUUUCGCUGGCUCAGCAAAAAGUAUCCUAAGAUCAUCCUUCCAGUUGUAGAAGAAGAAGAAUCAAAGAUUCCAGAUGUUGAAGGCAACGAGGUCGUAAUUCCCAUCGAUAUUUCUCGUCCUAAUCCUAAUGACAUGGAGUUCGACAACCUCUACCUGGACAUGAAUAAUAUUGUUCAUCCCUGUACACAUCCUGAAGGAAAACCGGCCCCAGAAACAGAGGAAGAGAUGAUGCUCGAAGUUUUCAAAUAUACUGAACGACUUGUGAAUAUGGUCCGUCCUCGCAGACUCCUGUUCAUGGCCGUCGACGGUGUCGCUCCUCGUGCCAAGAUGAAUCAACAACGGUCUCGGCGUUUCCGGUCUUCGCAAGAGGCGAAGGAUAAAGAAGAGGCUCAUAAGGAGGCAAUAGCCAUGUGGGAAGCCAUGGGUAAAACGUUGAGCGAAGAGGAGAAGAACAAAAAAUCCUGGGAUUCCAAUGCAAUCACUCCCGGAACCCCAUUCAUGGAUCUUUUAGCAUCGUCGUUGAGAUACUGGGUAGCCCACAAAAUGAACACGGACCCGGGGUGGAGUCAAUUACAGGUUAUCAUAUCUGAUGCAAACGUCCCGGGUGAAGGAGAACACAAAAUUAUGGAGUUCAUCAGACGACAGCGUUCCAACCCUGGCCACGAUCCUAAUACUCGACAUGUAAUAUACGGAUUGGAUGCGGAUCUCAUCAUGCUAUCGUUAGCUACCCAUGAACCCUACUUUCGAGUGCUUCGAGAAGACGUCUUUUUUCAGGAAGGUAGUCGCACUGCGUGUCGCAUUUGCGGGCAGGAAGGGCACUACGCUGCACAAUGUACUGGUCAGAAGGCAGAAAUUUCAAAACCUCCCCCAGAAAAGAAACCUUACGUGUUUCUCGAUGUCGCUAUUCUGCGCGAGUAUCUCGAGGCCGAACUGAACCUGCCACAUGCCCCGUUCCCAUUUAAUUUGGAACAAGCUAUUGAUGACUGGGUGUUCCUGAUUUUCUUCGUUGGAAACGACUUUUUGCCUCAUCUUCCAUCACUUGAAAUCAGAGAAGGAGCUAUUGAUACUCUCUUGAGGAUCUGGCGAGAGGAGCUGCCUAGAAUGGGCGGUUACCUCACCAAUCAUGGCCAAGUCGAGCUAUCUAGGGCUCAUAUUAUUCUAGAGGGUCUCGCUCAACGUGAAGAUGACAUUUUUCGCCGUCGGCGGGAAGCCGAGGAACGUCAAGACCACGAGGCAAAGCGUCGCAAGAUUCAGAAAGAUAUGGCAGUUAAGGGUUCUGGGCCCUCGUCAUCCUUAAAUCUAGCUGCGCCCCCUACCGCUCCAUCUUUAACGACGACGACUAUUUCCCAUCCACUGCCUGCUCGACCGGGUGGAGAUUUUGCUGCGAAUGCCGAUAGCAUCGGUCUAGGUGGACCGAAAAACGUAGAGACCGCUUUACACACUCCGGCGGCUGCUCAGGCACUCGCAGGAUCGAAUCGUGAUGUGGUCGCAAACAGACGUGCCAUUCGUAUGGCAAACAUGAGUGCUGCUGAGAUGCUGAAGGCUGAGAUGGCCGGGCUUGUACCCGUGAAACCUAGUGCUUCGUCAAAGCCUGCUGCAAUUGUUAGCUCUGGUGAUUCUCGUAGUCCCGAAGCUGCGACAGCGUACGCCGAAAAUUCAUACACGAAUGGUGCUAUGGAUGGUGAUAACGAUGUUCCUGGUUUGGGCAACACGACUGUUAGCACUGAGGCGGUCGCAAUUUCGGACGUCGCAACUCAAGCAGCUAGUGGGGAUGAAGAGCCCGAGGCUACCAUUGCUUCUGAAGAUGCUACCAUGUAUCUUGAGGAUAAUAGUAAAGAUUCACGUGGCAUCAAGCGUAGUGUCGACGAGAUGGAUGAGGAUGAGGAGAAUGUCGGCUCUGACGACGAGGACACCUCACUAUCUGCAACACUAGCCCUGAAGGUCAACCCAGAUGGCUCAGUGGAACAGGAAGACUUCGUGAAGUUGUGGGAACCUGGGUACCAAGAACGAUACUAUCGUCAGAAAUUUGGCGUUGAAUAUGGCGAUGUCGAGUUUCGCAAAAAGGUCGCUAAGCAUUAUAUUGAAGGGAUGGCGUGGGUCCUACAAUACUAUUAUCAAGGAACUCCAUCAUGGCAAUGGUAUUAUCCAUACCAUUUCGCUCCUUUCGCAUCGGACUUCAAGACUGCCCAGAACAUGAGCAUCAAAUUCGAUCCUGGCCAGCCUUUCAAGCCGUUUGAACAGCUGAUGAGCGUCUUUCCUGCCGCAAGCCGACAUCUCAUUCCCAAAGUCUUCCACGAGCUGAUGACUGAGGAAUCUUCGCCAAUCAUCGAUUUCUAUCCUUCAACGUUCCAAAUUGAUAUGAAUGGCAAGAAGAUGGCGUGGCAGGGAGUCGCGUUGCUACCUUUUAUAGACGAAAGGCGUCUGCUGGACGCAAUGACGCCUCGCUAUUCGAACCUCACCGAUGAAGAAAAACGUCGCAAUAAGUGGGGUAACAACGUUUUAUAUGUGUUCGAGGAACAUUCGUUGUACCCUUCACUAGAAGCUUUGUACGGCAAACGCAAGACAGACGAGCCAAUGCCGGUGGACCCGAAAGCAAGCAAAGGGAUCAACGGAAGCCUACUCCCUAAUCCUGACUGUAUUCCAGGCUCUACAUACUACUCCCCCUUAAAUGGUCAGAAUUUAGCCGAUAUACGAAACGAUAGGUCUUUGUCGGCGUGGUAUCUCCCUCCCAAACAGCUAACGCCACACCGGUCGGUUUUGCUUCCGGGUGUGCGCAGGCCCAAGCCCGUCCUUUCACAAAAUGAUAGGGAAGUUGUAAAGCGCGGCCGUGGCCGUGGUCGCGGGCGCGGUGACGGUGGCCCUCCAGGACGUGGCAUGCAUCCAAGUGGGUCCUCGUAUAGUGGAAAUUCGUACAACAAUGGUCGCGACUAUGGAGGCCGGGGCGAUCGACAAUAUGGGAGCGCAUACAAUCCACCAACUCAUAACUCCUAUGCGCAACCGCCCAUGUCGUAUCAGUCGCAGCCUUCCACUGAUUACUAUCCUGGCGCGAGGGGAGGCCCUCCUCCAUCACACAGUGCUCCUCGCGGGAGAGGCUCGGCGAGAGGUCGUGGCUCUCAAUCUGGUGGGCCGUAUGGUGGCUAUUCCAAUGGCCAAGGGUAUGGUGCAGGGAGCGUGGAUAGUGGCUAUGGAGGGUAUGGAGGUGGGGGAGGGUAUGGCGGGUACGGAGGUGGAGGUGGAGGCAGAGGUGGUGGAGGAUACGGAGGAUAUCGCGACGGACCGACAUCUAACAACGGCUACUCUGCACCCCGCGGUAACCCACCUUACGGUAAUACACGCGGUGGUGCAUAUCAAUCAAGAGGGAGAGGGAGAGGUGGUCGGUUUUAA